This is a messenger RNA of Triticum aestivum (bread wheat), 1101 nucleotides long. RefSeq lists its product as uncharacterized. The record is from RefSeq and is a predicted model, not a curated record. The transcript has 5 exons. NCBI's taxonomy places the organism in Eukaryota, Viridiplantae, Streptophyta, Magnoliopsida, Poales, Poaceae. Bases 53 to 724 code for a protein of 223 amino acids.
UUAAGUGCGGCUACUCGCUCGACGGGUUUGCAGGCAGCAAAGGCGUCCCCGUAUGGCGGCAGCGCGCCAGCUCCACGGCCUCCUCCGCCUGCCGCCUCCCCGCCCCCUCCGCCCCGUCUUCGUGCCACCAACUCCCUGCCGCGCACGCCCUCCCCUCGCCUCCCUGCGUAUUCCACACCCACCAUCUCCUCUCCCCAAGAAACGCCUCUCCAGCGCUCCCGAAGCCAAAGGCGAGACGGCGGCGGCGUUAUUGGGGGAGGGGGAGGAGGGGAAUGGAGCGACGGAGGAUGAGGCGCGGGAGGCGCAAGAAGGGGCGGGGGGAUACGCGGAGAGCGUUGGCGCCGGGGACCCCGCGGGCCCUCCGGCCCAUCACCUUGCGGCCCGCGCUGGUCUUGGGGACCCGGUGUUCUUCCUCCUGACCUUCGUCGCCGUCACGACAUCCGUUGCCUUCAUCAGCAUGGUAGCGGUGGCGAUUCCUACGAUGCUCGCUAUGAGGAGAGCUGCAAAUUCAUUUGCUCUGCUGGCUGAUGCAGCUCUGGAUGAGUUACCGAGCACGAUGACAGCUGUAAGACUCUCUGGCAUGGAAAUCAGUGAUUUCACCCUUGAACUUAGUGACUUGAGCCAAGUGAUAGCAGACGGUGUGAACAAGUCAACGAAUAUUGUUCAAGCAGUAGAAGAUGGAAUAGGACAAAUGAGGAAUAUAGCUCGGCAGAAGACUAAAUAGAAUGACAGACAAGCGAGGAAACUUGCGGCGGAAUAUUAUCACCGCAGGGCCAGCUAAAAGUUCAAAUGAUUCGUCUAGCCAAUACAUGGACCAUAGAAGAAACGACCAAUCAUCUGUUAAGAGUAUCUUGACAUUUUUCACAGAACUCCAAAUGGCGCAUAAGACUGCUUCUGGGUGGGACGUAAACGCUUAGUAAUAUACAAUUGUUGGUAGGCCAGCUUGGUUGGCAUAAAAUGUUUGUCUCUGUAUGAGGUAGAAUGAGAAAUUGAAGAGGCAACAAAUGGUUUUUGAUUUAUGAGCAUGCCUAUACUGUGUACUUAGGAUGCUCCAAUUUGGAAAUAUUGUGCAGCGCCGAAAAUGAACUUGUGGUAGACGAA